Molecule: messenger RNA, 1870 nt
Organism: Neolamprologus brichardi
Lineage: Eukaryota; Metazoa; Chordata; Actinopteri; Cichliformes; Cichlidae
Source: RefSeq, a predicted model, not a curated record
UGUGUCGUCACCACCUUUGCUUGCAGCAUCCGCCAUUUUGCUGUAAUUUAGUAAUCCCGCUGCUUCCAUUCGUUGUGCGGCGCCAGUAAACACGGCUCUUUGAAGGAAUAUUAUCAUUACUAUUGCAAGCUGAAGAGAUAUUUCCCCGUGUCUUGCGAUGGCUGACCCAUCAGCAGAUGUGGAGGUGCCGGAGGGUGCAGAAGUGCGCAAACUGUCGGAGCUGCGGGUCAUAGACCUGAAGGCCGAGCUGAAGAAACGAAACCUGGACACGACGGGCGUGAAGAGCGUGCUAUCAGAGCGUCUUAAAAAGGCAAUCGAGGAGGAGGGUGGGAAUCCCGACGAGAUUAUCGUCGCUCCGGAGUUGACCACCAAAAAGGCUAACGUCACACCUAAACGCGCUGCCAGAGCAUUCGCUCAGGAUCCAGAGGCUGACGACACAAAAGAAGAAACAGAAAAUGACAAAGUAGCCGGGUCUUGUUUAUCUGAGCCGCAUAACGAAGAUCACCACCAGAGCCACGAGACGAGCCCUGAAGAAGACCAAGGAGCCACCGCCGGAGGGGAAGAAAGUGUGUCCGACACAGGUGCCCAGUCCAACGUGACUGCCGCUGGAGAUGCGGAGGGCAGCGGGGAUGUUGUGGGGACUGAUCCCAAAGAGGUUGGGGAGGAACAGAACGCCCCAGAAGAGACAGUUGACGGUGAAAACAAAAUGUCGCAGGCUGUUAGUGUAAGCAAACAGGGCGGCGAGGUUGAAACUGUUGAUUCAGAAACGGGGGCUAAGAAGGUUGAGGAGGAUGAGAAGACAGAAGAGAAAGCUGCUGCGGAUUCAGCCUCGACACUGAAAGAGUCCUCUUCUGUAGAGGGCGAUGAUCAGAAAAAGAGCGCUGAGGAGAAAGAUGGCAAGACCGAGUCGAAGGAUGAAAAGGGUGCUGGAGCUGGGGCCGCAGCAAGCAGCAGCAGGAAUCUGUGGGUCAGUGGCCUCUCUUCCACUACCAGAGCGACUGAUCUGAAGACGCUUUUCAGCAAAUAUGGCAAGGUUGUCGGAGCGAAGGUGGUGACCAAUGCCAAAAGUCCCGGGGCUCGCUGCUACGGGUUUGUCACCAUGUCAUCCACAGAGGAAGCAACCAAGUGUAUCAGCCACCUUCACAGGACCGAGUUGCAUGGCAGGAUGAUCUCUGUGGAGCGGGCUAAAAAUGAACCUGCAGGGAAGAAGCCAGCUGACAAGAACGACCCCAAGAGGUCUAGCAGUGACAGGAGACACUCCACUGACUCCAAGUCUGAUGGAAAGGAUGAGAAGUCUGAGGGUGAAGGAAAAGAUGGCAAAGGACGAAAUGAGAGGACUGUAGUUAUGGACAAGUCCAAGGGAGAGCCUGUUAUCAGUGUCAAAACCAAAAGCAAAAGCAAGGAGAGGAGCUCCAAGAGUCGGGACCGAACUUCUUCGAGUAAGGAGAGGAAAGACAUCUUGUCAUUUGAUCAGAUUAAGGAGCAAAGGGAGAGGGAGAGACAAAGGCAGAGGGAGAGGGAGAUCAGAGAGGUCGAGAGACGCAGAUUCACUGAUCGCAAUCGGGAAUUCCGACCUGACCGAGAGCGUGAGCGGAUCCGUCUCUUCCGGGAGAGGGAGGAGCGAAACCACUUAAUGAGGAAGAGACACUGGUUGGAGGCUGAGAAGCAGCGUCUCGACGCAGAUCGCAUGGAGCGUCAGUUCCUGGAGCGCGAAAGGCUACGCAUCGAGUACGAAAGGCGGCGAGAGCAGGAAAGGAUCCUCAGGGAGCGCGAGGAGCUGAGACGGCAGCAGGAGCAGCUGCGGUAUGAACAGGAGCGGCGCCCCGUUAAGAGGCCUUACGACAUGGACGGCAGAAAUGAAGCGGUAUGA